GAAGCGAGUUGUAACGCGUAGAGGGAAGGGAGCCUGCAUAUAUCUGAUGAUCAGCAAUUGCAUCCGAGAGAGGAAAAAAAACCAUAGCACCAUCACAAGGGGCAGUCAAAGGCGAGAGGAACAGGGCACUCCCAAACAAAGAAGAAAGUCAAUGCUACCAUCAGAGGCUGUGGCAGGCGCAGCCUAUUGCAUCUUUGCCCUGCAUCUGGGCUGCACUGUGACCAGGGAUCCUUUCAGGAAGGGGGAAGGAUCUGAGGGCAGUGCCAGAGCUGAUCUUGAUCCACCUUUUGUCCUUCUGCGGCCAUGAACUCUUCACUGAUGACCCGAGGAACAAGCGAUGUUCUGGAGGAGCUCCAGUUGCUCACAGCUCAGAACCUGGAAAGGCUGGAGGUGAAUAAGUACUACGAGGUGAUUAGGGAGCUGGGAAAAGGCACCUAUGGCAAGGUGGACCUGGUCAUCCACAAAGUCAGAGGUACUAAAAUGGCUUUGAAGUUCCUGAGGAAAAAGACCACCAAACUGAAGAGUUUCCUCAGAGAGUACAGCAUCUCCCUUUAUCUGUCAGCCUCACCUUUCAUCAUUGACAUGUUUGGGAUAGCCUUUGAAACUGAUGAGUAUUAUGUGUUUGCCCAGGAAUAUGCAACUGCAGGCGAUCUGUUUGACAUCAUUCCGCCCCAGGUGGGUCUUCCUGAACAGAUUGCCAAGCGUUGUGUCCACCAAGUUGCUUUAGCUCUGGACUAUCUUCACAGCAGGAAGCUGGUGCACCGUGACAUCAAGCCCGAGAACAUUCUCAUCUUUGACAAGGAGUGCCGCAAGGUUAAACUGUCCGAUUUCGGAAUGACCCGUCGGGCUGGUACUCCUGUCAAACGGGUGAGUGGUACCAUCCCUUACACUGCUCCGGAGCUGUGCGAUGCCUCCAAACAUGAGGGCUUCUCCGUGGAGUACAGCAUUGACGUCUGGGCUUUCGGGGUGCUGCUCUUCUGCAUGCUCACGGGGAACUUCCCCUGGGAGAAGGCCCUGCUCUCGGACUCUUUCUACGAUGAGUUUGUGAGGUGGCAGAAGCGUAGAGGAUCCAACGUGCCAUCGCAAUGGAGGAGGUUCACCGACGAUGCUCUCCGCAUGUUCCGGAAGCUUCUGCCCAUCGAACCAGAGAGAAGGUGCUCAGUCAAGGAGAUAUUCAGAUACCUGAGUUAUCGGUGGAUGCUGGACACAGAUUGCAGUAACAGCAUCGCCGAUGUGAGCUCUUCCUCGGAGGAGGACCUAGUGGCCAGGAUGAAGCAACAGAGCCUGUCCCCUGUGUGCAAUGUUGCGAAGAACACCAUCUCCAUGGAGACUCCAUCAUCCCGCUUCACGACCAUGACAACAUCCAGCUCCCUCUCAUCUAACAGCAGCUAUGAGCGGGCAUCAAGAGAGAGCAGCAACACCAGGAUUCUGGUCACCACACCUAUUGAGAUCUGCGUCUAGCUUGCACUGAAACGUUCAGGUUGUGGGUGGCUUUAAGUGUGAUAGGAAACGUAUUUUACAGAGUAACAAACUUAUUCUCAUUGAAGGAAAUGAUUGUUUGUUGCUUUGGGAGUCAACGUGAGCUAUCGACUGGGGCUCAAACUCCAAUGGGGCUCUGUCUCAACCAUUGGUCUUCAAAGCCUUCACCCUAAGCUGAUUCUCACCAGUUGUGACUAAGUUGCUUUGUGUCUUUGGGUCAGGUAGGACGAGAGAUGAGACACAGUGGGUGACAUCGAGAGAUGAAGGACAUCGAGAGAUGAAGCGGCUCAUGGGUCCAAAGAAACAGGGCACGACUGUUGCAAGGAUCUCAACCGACCAGGAUCGGUUUCUGCGGAAGGCUCUGCUUUUUCAAUUACACAUUACAAGCAAGUGUCCAGGGCAUUGUCCAGUGACCAAACUGUGACAGCUGCCGCUGUUCAAAUGGCUUUCCUCCUAAGGGCUUGGUAGUGUUCACUAGAAGGAGUGAUCACUCUGCACAAGUCAUCUUUACCAACACUCACCUUCACUAAUGUGACUGUGACUUCCCAUAUCCAAACACACUAAUUUAUUGGUUCUGAUUUUUAAAACUUCAAUUUAAUCUUGUUUUUUUACCUAGAAGCUUUUUCCCUCUUCCCUUCCCAGGCACUGGUAGCAUGUGAGCUGAUAACUCUCCAAACAUCAUACUUAAUAACCAGUAGUAGGCUGAUGUUACAACACGAUGAAGUUAAUAUUCAUUGAACAAAAACAAGUAACAUUUAGAUCAUUGGUAGAAUUAGAUAAGUGAUGAGGUCGUUUGGUGCAAACAUUUCAAUGCAGAGGAAUGUCCUCUGAUUUAAAAUUGUUAUUAGUAGGGGCACUGACGUCCAAAGCACCCCUCCCUCAUGAUUUUCCUCCCCACUUCUUAAGAACCCCUUUCAGCCUGGCAUCGACCCUUUGGGCUCAGUGGCCUGUUUCUGUGCUGUAUGUUCUGUGCCUCUCCUUUGAGUCAGUGUGUGCUUGAGGAGGUGGAUUUUAUUCUCUUUCACUCCUGUGUCAUACUGUGCCUGUAACAGUGAGGUCUGAAUGGUGUGAACUGAUUUCUGCUCCGGCACUUCUGUAGUGGUACGGUUGGGUAGUGGUAGCAUUGGGUCUGGGUUUCAGGGUCUGUGCCAGCUUCUCCACAGCUUUGUGGGGAGUUUGUCUGGGCAGAAGCCAGGUUGCAAUCCCUUUCUGAUUGACUCUCAAUGUUUCCCACUGAAGUAAUCUGUAGCAGCCACUUGAGGUGGAUAAUUGAUCAACUGGCCAAGUGAACUUUUUUGGAGAUUACAACCUGCUACCAUCUUUAAGACUGCACAGUGGUGCAGCCAGUAGAUCCCCUGCCUCAUGGCACCAGUGACCCGGGUUCAAUCCUGACUUUCAGUGCUGUCUGUGUGGAGUUUGCACGUUCUCCAUGUGGGUUUCUACCAGGUGCUCCGGUUUCCUGCCACAUCCCAAACAUGCACAGGUCAGUGGGUUAAUUGGCCACUGGAAAUGUGGUAGUGUGCAUCUGGGUGGUGGAAUCUGGGGGAGCUGAUGGAAAUCUGGGGCAAAUAAGUGGGAUUAAUGUAGGAUUAGUGUAAAUGGGUGGUUGUGGACUCAGUAGGUCAAAGGGUCUAUUUCUGUGCUCUAUGACCCUAUCUUUAUGGUUGUUAGACUCCUGCUAUAUUUAUUGAUCUUUUGUCAAGAUCUGGUUGUCUAUCAACACCCAGCCAACUCCCAUCCUUUACCAAUUCCCCUGUGUAUAUAUAUUUAAAAAAAAGGAAACUUCAAUUUAGUGUAUUAUGUAGAUUAGCUGUGCUUACAAGAAAACUCAGCCAACUCCAGGUACAGCCUAACAAGUGAGACUUCCCUGAUGGGAUAUCUGGUUCUCAGUAACACUGGGAAUGUGGAGAGUGCAGGGGAGCACUGAGCUGGGACUGUUGUGACUUCAACCAUGGCCCCUGCAGCCCUGAAAUUCUCUCUAACUUGACUCUCCUCUGAAGCUGUGACUUCCAAUUUGAGGCAUUCCCAGCAUACGGGCGUCUGGGUAAUGUCCCUAUGGGAGAGGGGUGAAUCGUGCGUAUGAUAAAGGGGUAGAUUUAUCAAAACCCUCAACAAGGCCAAAGGGUAACUUUAACCCAACGCACCCAGUUGUAAACAGACACAGCAAAGUAAGUUGAAGCAGGAGUGUCAAGUGGCAGAUUGAUCUAAUCUAUUGCUCGUCCAGGUUCCCUUCUCAUCUCGGUGGUAUUAAGGUGACCUUGCAGUGCUGUUCUUGUGAUCGAGCUCAACCCCUCACCUGCAGGCAGCCGGCAAAGUACCUGAGACUAGUUGGCAUUUGCCGGUCAUUAUCUCCCAAUCAUACCGUCCUCCCAUCAUGCUGAGUAAUGGCAUUAUGUAUUUUCACACAUUAAAUAUAACUGAAGCCAGCGCAACCAAUUGGAUUGCUGGAAAUCAAAUUGUUCUGUUUGGAAGGAAUCUAGUUUAAAAACAUUUAAACAAAAAAAAGAUGCUUGGAUGAGUUAAGUCCUUUUAGCAAGCAGCAAGAGGUUAUCUGUGGCAACCAAUCAAGGGGACAAUUGGUUAACUGGCUGGUGAACUUUUUUGGGAUCUGUGUUUAUCGUCAUUAGGGUCCUGCUAUGCUUUUUGACCUCUGGUCUGAGAUCCUGUUGCCUCUCGACACCCACCCUAAACCCCCCCCAUCCUUUACCCACCAACACGUGCAAAAAAAAAACAAGAAAUUUAGGUUAGGGUAUCUUACAGACCACAACCCUUGUGUAUCUUCACUGUGCUUACAAGAGAAAUGUUUCUAAUGUUAACGUAUGUGCAAUACGUUCUAUAUAUUACCACAUAUUUAACAUAAAAUUUUACAAUGAAUUGUCAUAGUUUUUUAUUGAUUUGAAAACUGAAAACAUAGGGCUAUGAAAAUGGCAUCAUAGAGGAAGCUUUACGUGAUGUAUUCUGCACCUGUAUUCAUCCUACAAAGACUCUCGAGCGUUACUCGGCUGGAGUUCGGGGCAGUCCAGCGCCGUUUGGUGUAUGUGACCCGGGAGGAGGGGAGGGAAGUGGAGGGGUGUGGCAGGACUACAAUCCACUCUUCUCUCCUUCAUUAUUGCCAUCAUCCAAGUUGAGCCCAGCCAUUAUUGAAAGGGCAGCGGCUUGUUGGGAACCAGGAUCAACAGAUACGGCACAAUGAGAGCCCUUGAAGGAAUAACUUUUGAAAGAAAACUUCCAAUGAAGACAAGAAAUCAAUAAGAACCUCUUUGCAAAGACUAUAUUUGAACUGGGGACCUUAGUCAACUGAUGCCCUGCUUUCUUCUAAUGACUGGCAGAAGCGCAAAUCCACCUAGACUGUCAAUGUUCAUCAUUCUACUUUAGAAAUGCACUCAAUUGCUUCUUGUAGACAGUGCAACACUCCCAUAUAUAGUGUCAACGACCUCCCUCCAUACACCCGGUCUCCAAGAUGUAGUGUGGGCUACUGAGCUGCCAAACCUUGUGUUUGAAUUUUAGUGCAAUGGGUGUGUUUCUAUUCAAAACUCUUCAAAGUUUCGUUCCUCAGUGAAUGGUGUGUCGUUUAACUGUCUGUGGUUUGUGACAGCAAUGCAUUCUUUUAGUAUCCAGAGUUUUAGCUCUUAGCUAAAAUGUUUCCUGAGCUCUUCUCUGAGCCAUACGAUCGAUUCAAUGGUUGCAAUGCAAUUUGUCUUCCUGUAAGACUUACUUUAUAAUUUGAUUAAAAUUACCUAA
Messenger RNA from Pristis pectinata (smalltooth sawfish), 5220 nucleotides. RefSeq names its product brain specific kinase 146 (gene bsk146). The record is from RefSeq and is a predicted model, not a curated record. Gene Ontology annotation, biological process: peptidyl-threonine phosphorylation; peptidyl-serine phosphorylation. Gene Ontology annotation, molecular function: protein serine/threonine kinase activity; ATP binding. The coding region runs from base 304 to 1461 and encodes 385 amino acids. The transcript is spliced from 4 exons. Lineage: Eukaryota; Metazoa; Chordata; Chondrichthyes; Rhinopristiformes; Pristidae.